GUAUGUUGGUAUGAUACAUAUUUGUAGUUAAGAUGAAAUGUUGUCAACUAGUGAGCUUAAAUACUGUGAAAAGGAACCGGUACCAUACGUCAGAUCAAUGACUCGGAGUUGCUGUGAGUUGCUAUGAGUUGCUAUGAGUUGUAAUAAUUUGUACUCUUUUUCUUUGGAAAGACGGCUCUAUUGCCAAGUGCACUGGGUUUGCUGAUGUGUGUGUUUUGACACUGCUCUCUAUUGUAAACUCAUAUGUAAUGUAGGCUAAUGGAGACUACUUUAAGAUAGGCUGUUAUCAGCCAAGUGAUACUUCUGCAAUGGUUGUUAUGAGAGUGUUGGUGUAGAGUUCUGAUCUAUAAUCUGAUCAGAACAUAACACAUCUACCAGCAAAUAGGGAAGAAGUAUUUUCUGUGACUGUGCGGUAUCCAAUACAAUACUAUACAGUUACUAUAUACUACCGUUUUAUAUUCAUCAUAUGUGUGUUUGUGUAGUAUAAUUGCAGGUUGACGUAGACAUGCACUUCUGUGAAGGAAACACAUGUUUGGUUGCAUUCCUUCUGUCUCUACCAGGUGUUCUAGAUUGCUGGAGUGUGACCUACACUCCUCAGAGUAUCUGUGCCAUGAGGGGAUCAUCAGUGACUAUGGGCUGCUCUUACUCAUAUCCAAAUAAUGCAACAGUGACUAAACCAUUCUGGCAUAAACCAGGGACUUUGGAAGAUUCAAGCAAGCAGGCGGAAUAUAAGGAUCGUGUCAAGUUCGUUGGAAACAAAGAGAAUGACUGCAGCAUGAGGAUGGAAGGUCUUAGAGAGAGUGACUCUGGAGAAUAUCAGUUUAGGAUUAUAACAAAUCUUUCCGGUGGGCUGUACUCUGGUACUCCAGGGGUCACACUCUCAGUUUCCACUCUGCAGGUAGAGAUGAGUCCCACCGCAGUGACAGAGGGACAAAGUGUGACACUGACUUGCGUCUCCUCGUGUCCUGCACAUGCCAACCCCACCUACAUCUGGAUCACACCUGUUACCAGCGAACCGACAAUCAGUGGCAACACACUGACUCUAACCUCAGUGAGUAAGAAAGACGAAGGCCGUUACUCCUGUGCUCUGAAAGGACACGAGGAGCAUCCUUCACCUUCAGUGUGUGUUCUAGAUUGCUGGAGUGUGACCUACACUCCUCAGAGUAUCUGUGCCAUGAGGGGAUCAUCAGUGACUAUGGGCUGCUCUUACUCAUAUCCAAAUAGAUGCAACAUGAGUCAGCAGAGACAAGGCAAUUACUCCUGUGCUCUGAAAGGACAUGAGGAGCAUCCUUCACCUUCAGUGACUCUCAUUGUGAGAUAUGCUCCAAGGAGUGUGUCAGUAUCACUGAGUCCCUCUGGUAACAUAGUGGAGGGUGAUUCAGUGACUCUGACCUGCAGCAGUGAUGCCAACCCACCAGUGCACAACUACACCUGGUUUAAGAUCAGAAGAUGGAGAAACCAGAUCACUAAUAUCAGCUCUGAGUUCAGUGGGCAUUACCACUGCGAAGCAAAGAAUGAUAUUGGAGCCAGUAAUUCUUCAGCAGUUCUGGUGGAUGUUCACUACCCCCCAAAGAACACUUCUGCAUCAAUCAGUCCCUCUGGUAACAUAGUGGAGGGUGAUUCAGUGACUCUGACCUGCAGCAGUGAUGCCAACCCACCAGUGCACAACUACACCUGGUACAAGAAGACUGGAAGUGACUCUAUUCCUAUAGCCACAUUGAAUAAUAGUAGCUUUCCUUUGGUCUCUGGAAAUGGUGGAUUGUACUAUUGUGUAGCACACAAUGAAUAUGGCAGUCAUAAUCCUCUGAAAUUGAAGUGCCUUUUGCAGGUGUGCCAGGAGGACUGUUUGCAACUUUAG
Messenger RNA from Clupea harengus (Atlantic herring), 1858 nucleotides. RefSeq names its product B-cell receptor CD22-like. Lineage: Eukaryota; Metazoa; Chordata; Actinopteri; Clupeiformes; Clupeidae. The record is from RefSeq and is a predicted model, not a curated record. The transcript has 9 exons. Bases 506 to 1858 code for a protein of 450 amino acids.